Molecule: messenger RNA, 4837 nt
Organism: Jaculus jaculus (lesser Egyptian jerboa)
Lineage: Eukaryota; Metazoa; Chordata; Mammalia; Rodentia; Dipodidae
Gene: Ermp1
Product: endoplasmic reticulum metallopeptidase 1
Exons: 15
Coding region: 1-2655 (884 amino acids)
Biological process (GO): proteolysis
Molecular function (GO): metalloexopeptidase activity
Source: RefSeq, a predicted model, not a curated record
AUGGAGUGGGGUUCCGAGUCGGCGGCCGUCAGGCGGCACCGCGCGGGAGCGGCGGCCGUGUCACCCCCGGAGAGGGAGGCCUCGGCGCCGGAGCCGCGGGUGGGCGCGGGCGGCGGCGGGAGGACGCGGAAGCGGAGCGCGCUGUCUGAGGCGCGCACGGCGCUGGCGCUGGCGCUCUACCUGCUCGCGCUGCGGGCGCUCGUGCAGAUGUCGCUGCGGCAGCUCGUGCUGCGCGGGACGCCGCGUCUCCACGGCCACUUCGACGCGCACCGAGCCAGGGUUUAUCUGGAACAUAUAACAUCCAUUGGCCCCAGGACCACAGGAAGCAUAGAAAAUGAAAUUCUGACUGUCCAAUACCUUUUGGAACAGAUCAAACUGAUUGAAGUACAGAGCAACAGCCUUCACAAGAUUUCAGUAGAUAUACAACGGCCUACAGGCUCAUUUAGCAUUGACUUCUUGGGAGGUUUUACAAGCUACUAUGACAACAUUACCAAUGUUGUCGUAAAGCUUGAACCCCGAGAUGGAGCCCAACAUGCUGUCCUGGCUAACUGUCAUUUUGACUCAGUGGCAAAUUCACCAGGUGCCAGUGAUGAUGCAGUUAGCUGUUCAGUGAUGCUAGAAGUUCUUCAUGUCUUGUCAGCAUCUUCAGAAGCCUUACAGCAUGCUGUGAUUUUCCUCUUCAAUGGUGCUGAGGAAAAUGUCUUACAAGCCAGUCAUGGCUUCAUUACUCAGCACCCCUGGGCCAGUUUGAUUCGUGCAUUUAUUAACCUGGAGGCAGCAGGUGUAGGAGGAAAAGAACUUGUGUUCCAAACAGGUCCUGAAAAUCCUUGGCUCGUUCAAGCUUAUGUUUCAGCAGCGAAACAUCCUUUUGCUUCUGUGGUUGCUCAGGAGGUAUUUCAGAGUGGAAUUAUUCCUUCAGAUACUGACUUCCGUAUCUACAGGGAUUUUGGAAACAUUCCAGGAAUAGACUUGGCUUUUAUUGAGAAUGGAUACAUUUAUCACACCAAGUAUGACACAGCAGACAGAAUUCUAACAGAUUCCAUCCAGAGAGCAGGUGACAACAUUUUAGCGGUUCUUAAAUAUCUAGCUACAUCUGAUAUGCUAACUUCCUCAUUUGAGUAUCGACAUGGAAACAUGGUCUUCUUUGAUGUGCUGGGCCUAUUUGUCAUUGCCUACCCUUCCCGUGUUGGCUCAAUAAUAAACUACAUGGUGGUGAUGACUGUUGUUUUGUACCUGGGCAAAAAAUUGUUGCAGUCCAAACAUAAGACCACUAACUACAUGAAAGACUUCUUGUGUGGACUUGGCAUCACUUUCAUUGGCUAUUUCACUAGCCUUGUUACGGUUCUCAUUAUAGCCGUGCUCAUCUCUCUUGUUGGACAGUCUCUCUCAUGGUAUAACCACUUCUGUGUUGCUGUUUGUCUCUAUGGAACUGCAACUGUAGCCAAAAUAAUAUUCAUACAUACCCUUGCAAAGAGAUUUUAUUAUGUGAAUUCCAGUGACCAGUAUUUGGGAGAAGUGUUUUUUGACAUCUCACUGUUUGUGCAUUGCUGUUUUCUUGUAACUGUCACUUACCAAGGAUUUUGCUCAGCAUUCAUUAGUGCUAUCUGGGUAGUGUUUCCAUUGCUCACAAAACUUUGUGUGUACAAGGACUUUCAGAAGCAUGGUUCCCAAGGAAGAUUUCUUGCACUUUAUCUUUUGGGGAUGUUUAUUCCUUAUGUUUAUGCACUGUACCUCAUCUGGGCUGUGUUUGAGAUGUUUACCCCUAUCCUUGGGAGAAGUGGCUCAGAAAUUCCACCUGAUAUUGUCCUGGCGUCCAUUUUGGCUGGUUGUGUGAUGAUUCUCUUUUCUUAUUUUAUUAACUUCAUCUACCUUGUCAGAAGCACCAAAAAAACCAUGCUGACUCUAACUUUGGUAUGUACAGUUACAUUCCUGCUUGUUUGCAGUGGAACUUUUUUCCCAUAUAGUUCUGAUCCUGCUAAUCCAAAGCCAAAAAGAAUAUUUCUUCAGCACAUGACUAGAACAUUUCAUAACUUGGAAGGAAACAUAGUUAAAAGAGAUUCUGGAAUAUGGAUCAAUGGGUUUGACUAUACUGGAAUGUCUCACAUAACACCUCACAUUCCUGAGAUCAAUGAUACAAUCCGAGCUCACUGUGAGGAGGAUGCCCCCCUUUGUGGUUUCCCAUGGUAUCUUCCAGUGCACUUUCUGAACAGGAAAAACUGGUACCUUCCGGCUCCAGAAGUUUCUCCAGGAAAUUCUGCUCAUUUUAGACUUAUAUCCAAAGAACAGACACCGUGGGAAUCUAUAAAAUUAACAUUUGAAGCAACAGGACCAAGUCAUAUGUCAUUCUAUGUCCGAGCCCACAAAGGGUCAACCCUUUCUCAGUGGUCUCUGGGAAAUGGCACCCCAGUCACAAGUAAAGGAGGGGACUAUUUUGUGUUUUACUCCCAUGGACUCCAAGCCUCUGCAUGGAAGUUCUGGAUAGAAGUGCAGGUCUCAGAAGAACAGCCUGAAGGGAUGGUCACUGUGGCCAUUGCUGCUCACUAUUUCUCUGGGGAAGACAAGCGAUCCCCCCAACUCGAUGCUCUGAAGGAGAAGUUCCCAGACUGGACAUUUCCCUCUGCCUGGGUGUGCACUUACAGUCUCUUUGUGUUUUAAUCUUGUGGAUGAGAUUUGAGUACAUGUCCAUGUUGACAUUUUCUUCCCAUGUUACAUGGAUAUUUGUGACAUAAUGAAUUUUAAUGAGCAUAUGUUCAAAGACCUUUUUGGAUUAGCACUCAUUAAGGCCAAGCACUGUAUGGGUUAAACUGGGGAACAGUGACACAUGGCCUCUUGACACUUGAAAAAUGCCAGUUUUCUGGCACUUAAGCACAUGUGGGUACUGCCACUAUAUGUCCUUUUAUAUGACCAUAAGGAAAAUAGCCAAUACACCAUUUCACUAGCUGUCCUAGAAUAAAGUCAGAUGACAGACCACUGUUAAACAGUCAAUGCCAUUUGUUGUCCAUAGAUGGGUAAAGAACCAUUCACUGGAGUAGUGGCUCUCCCUGAGAGCUAACUGCAGGUCAUUGUAAUGUGAUUGCCAAGAGGAAUAUGGAGACACCCAGCAUUGGAACUUUGAGGCCAUGAGAGCCUAUUUCUUUAGGAAAUCUUAGGGUAUAUUUUGUGUCUGUUCUGAAGCCUGGUGCAGAGCCCAGGGCCUGACCCACAGUCACUGAAGCCGUAGCUAGGCUACUUUACUGAGGUGGUUUUCAAUUCCUGUUUUCCUCUGCAACACAUCUAACCCUCACCAGUCUGUGGAAGAGAACAUUUGCUCAGCAUACUUCCCUUUGGGUUUUUCAUGGGUUCUUUUCUUUGUGCAAAUACAGGACCUGAACUAACUUCCUCAGAGCAUGGACUUGCUAGCAUGGCUAUUCUGAGGUGGAAGAGUGAGGGAUGGAAGGGUUGGGAGUGAUGGGUAUUUUAUAAAUAUUUAUUCCUUUCAUUUUGUAGAAGUCUGUUAUACAGAGUUAACUCACUAGGAUAUUUUAUUGAUGCAUUGGUUUUUUCAUUGCUUGUUUUCUAGCUAGUUGAAUAAUUCCUCAGUAACUUACUGUCCAGUGACACUGGCUUUCCUGACUUGAGGUUGUGGCUUCUACAGGAAUGAGACCACUGUACCUAUAUAGGUUAAUGUUCCAAUCAUACUUAAUGGGAGUGUUAAGCCUUAAAGGUGCUUUGCAUUUUGAAGGUGGAGAUGUAGCUUGGGAAAUGUGUAUCAUUGCCUCCUGUGGCCAUUACAGGUCAGCAGUGAUGUGUGGUAAGAUCAAGACAGUGUGAAGUUAUGCUAAGGUUUCUUUUUUACAUUACAAAGUUAGACAAGUUUGCAUUAGCAAGCAGAGCCCCAAAAACAGUUGAAAGAAAAGCCAUAGUAACACAAAACCCUUAAAAAUGUGGGAACAAAAAGGGGUGCUUUUUGAAGUGGCCCCCAAAACUGAGUAAGAAGUACACUCUCCAACUUUCUUAAAACUGCUUGUGUUGUGAUACAAAACGUGUUCUUAAUCAUGUUAUUUCUAUUACCUGCCUAAUAUUGACUCCCGAAAAACUAAUGAGCCCAUGUAGACGUAGACAUAGACAUCAGGUUGCAGCCAGACCUGACUAGUAACAUGCUGAUGGAUACAUGGACUGACACUGCACAUGAGCCACUGCUUGCUUGGAUUCAGAAAGACCUUAUCAGUGCUUCAAGUGUCUGCCCCCUGCUACAUAUUAUCUGUCAGGCAGUACAUAAAGUUUGCAGGGUUUAUGCAUAGCCUGUACAGAAUCAGUUGUGAAAAAUACUGCUACUAUUCUCAGUGGCUCUCAGAAUAUAGUUGUAAGUUCUGUUCCUGGGGUAUACUGAAAUAGACUGCUAACAAUUAUAAGGAAAAACUAAAACUCCAAGCAGGGGGCAUCACAUGAAAACAAGUUGGUCUGUUUUUCUUCCCUUGGGAAUCAUGGUGUAUCAUGGUUUUCCUUUUGCCUUUGGGUUUCUUCUUUAGCAGAGACUUUGAUUUUGUGCAGUAACAUGAUGCCUUUAGUUUCCAUGUAUGCUUAGCAUCUUGGGGAGGUUGUCUGAAGGCCAGAAAUGGUCAAGUAAAUUAAGUUAUACAGCAUCCACAGCUGAAGCACACUAUUGAUAUUUCAGUAACUUCAUGACUAAAUAACUUGACUUUCUCUCCCUUUCAAAAGAUUAUCUGAUCAUCUGAAUAAUUUACUUCUAAAAGAGUAUUCUGAAGCUUUAACAAAUGCAUUUCCCCCGAAUGAAUAUGGGUUUAAAUAGCAUAGUACUGUAUAUGCCAGGGAAAGUAUAAAGAAUUAUGAUGUCAAA